UCGCUCGGUUCAGUCGUAUAUUCGCGUUCGACGGUAACAGAUGUGACCCAAUGUGUCUCCCAACAUGUGUUAGGGUGCAACACUACCCAUCCUCAUACAAAUCGUGCCCCUCUGAAGAAACAUAGACAAACGGCAGUUUGAAUUUUUCGAGUGUGCAGCUGAAGAUUGUUCUGUUGAACUGUGAACUACCUUUGGGAUUUCUGUGUGUGCAGUGCGCGUUCCGCGUGCAAUUCACGACUGUGUCGAACUCUCCGUAGUCUGUCUGCCAAUUGACCAGAGUUUGUCCGCCACAGUGUUCGUUUGCGUAUUUGUCGACGGUCGAUCCGGUCAAGAGUCAUGGUGUUGAUAAGUGAGCUCAUUAUCGCCGCCCUGCUGGGGCUGCUAAUCUAUCGCUUUUAUCGGUAUCUGUUCGAACGACCUUCGGAGAACUUCCCGCCGGGACCUCCGAGGUUGCCCCUGCUGGGAGGAUACCCUUUUAUGUUGGCCCUGAACUACAAGCAUCUACACAAAGCAGCGGCCAGAUUGUCACAGCUGUACAAGAGCAAGUUGAUUGGGCUCUACCUGGGACCGCUGCCGGCGGUCAUUGUCAACGAUUACGACACGGUGAAGGAGGUCCUGACCCGGCCCGAAUUCGAUGGACGUCCGGAUCUAUUUAUGGCCAGAUUGCGAGAUCAGCACUUCCAGCGGAGAGGAAUCUUCUUCACCGACAGCGAAAGCUGGCGCGAGCAGCGUCGCUUCUUCCUGAGAACUUUGCACCAUUUCGGCUUUGGACGCCGUAGUCCCGAAGCCGAAGCGGACAUCCAAGCCGGCCUGGAGGAUGUGAUCAGUCUGCUGCGCGAUGGACCCAAGUAUGAGCACGAGAAGGCCCUCGUCGACAGUGCCGGAUUUGCCCUCUGUCCGACCGUAUUCUUCGCCGUGUUCUCGAACGUUCUGCUGCGGAUGAUCGUCGGCGUCCGACUGGCGCGGGAGGAUCAGGCGGUGAUGUUUGAGGUCGGUAAGAAUGCCAUCGCAUUCCACCGCAACGGCGACGACUACGGUAUGCUGUUGAGCUAUAUCCCGUGGAUUCGGCACCUGUUCCCGAAGACCACCAAGUACGAUCUGCUGCGGAAGGUCAACCAGCAGGCCAAUGCCGUGAUACUCAGCCUGGCUCAGAAGUGCGAGAGCUCGUACGAUGAAAACGAUAUACGCUGCCUUGUGGAUGCCUACAUCCAAGAGAUGAGAGCAACUGGAAGCAAGGGAGAAUCUACCGGAAAGGACGAGUUCGGAUUCCAAUAUGAUCAACUGGUUAUAGGCGCCGCUGAUUUCCUGGUGCCACCGUUUUCAGCCAUUCCCGCUAAGAUCUGCCUAAUCCUGGAACGCCUCAUACAAUACCCCGAGGUUCAAACCAAAAUGUACCGCGAGUUGAACGAAGUAGUUGGAUUGAACCGUCUACCGACGUUGGACGAUCGAGCAGAUCUCCCGUACUGCGACGCCGUCAUUCGGGAAGGCCUCCGUAUCGAUGCUCUGGUCCCCUCAGGAAUACCACAUAUGGCCGUCACCGAUACCCAGCUGAAUGGCUAUCAGAUCCCCAAGGGAACCGUCAUCGUAAACUCCCUAGAAUUCAUCCACCAUCAGCCGGAAAUUUUCCGGGAUCCGGAUUCGUUCAUGCCGGAGCGCUUCUUGACCCCAGAUGGCAAACUGGCCCUCGAUCAGGAUAAAACCCUUCCAUUCGGUGCGGGUAAGCGCGUUUGUGGCGGUGAACAGUUCGCCCGCAAUGCGCUCUUCCUGGGGGUGACUUCGCUUGUACAGAACUUCACCUUCCAGCUGCCGGCCGGACGUGCCUGUCCCGAUCUGGACGGCCGCAUCACUGGAGUCAUCCAGACUACGCCCGACUUCCGGCUAAAGUUUGUGAGCCGUCGCUAGACGAUGGAAGAUCGCUGAGCGAGAGAGAACAUGCGCAACUAACCCUUUAACCACGACGACAUCACAUGGAUCAACCAUCUUCUCAUCGACCAGAACAACUAUCGUAAGAGUAGCCGUUAAGUCACCACACUUUGUUUCGUGUAAUAAUAGUAUGUAAUAUUUACUGUGUAGUGGAUAAGACAUUUUACUGGAAUCACAAUAAAGAUGAUAUUUAACCUUA
Molecule: messenger RNA, 2122 nt
Organism: Aedes aegypti (yellow fever mosquito)
Lineage: Eukaryota; Metazoa; Arthropoda; Insecta; Diptera; Culicidae
Product: probable cytochrome P450 304a1
Exons: 4
Coding region: 337-1902 (521 amino acids)
Molecular function (GO): oxidoreductase activity, acting on paired donors, with incorporation or reduction of molecular oxygen; monooxygenase activity; iron ion binding
Source: RefSeq, a predicted model, not a curated record